Molecule: messenger RNA, 807 nt
Organism: Podospora pseudocomata
Lineage: Eukaryota; Fungi; Ascomycota; Sordariomycetes; Sordariales; Podosporaceae
Exons: 1
Coding region: 1-807 (268 amino acids)
Source: RefSeq, a predicted model, not a curated record
AUGCAUGUCAGAAAAGCCCUUCAACUAUUCGUUUUGGGGCUGUCGGCCGCCUCUGUCGCCGAAGCUACGUUUGUGAGCCCAAGACUCGCCCGACAUGAAAGAGCUCUCCAGCGAAGACAAGACGAUGGUGGCGAUGCGCCGCCCAACUCUGCCUCUGACCCUGCCGACGAACCACCGGCGCCAUCGACGUCAGAUGCCCCAGUGACAACACCAAGCACUAGCUCAACAACACCACCACCACCCGUCACAUCAUCAACCCCGCCGCCUCCUGAGGAAACUUCCAUUUCGGUCACUUCCAGCACCACGACGACGACAACCCCUCGGCCAGGCAACUCCGUCUCUUCCUCCUCCACAUCGUCGACCACCGCCCCGCCAGACCCCGACGCAAGCGAUGAGCCCACCACCCACGUCCAGACCAUCACCAGAACCAUCGUGACUACUAAUCCCGAUGGUCAGGAAACGACGGUCAUCGAUGAAGUUGUGACUACCUCGAUCUCGGUACCACUGCCAAACGGAGGUGGCGGUAAUGGCGGCGACACGGGUAUGUCCACAACGACGCGCAACACGGUGAUCGGCGUGGUGGUCGGUGUCGGCGGCGCUGUUGUUUUGGCUGGUCUGGGUUUUGUUGCCUGGAGGAUUUGGGGCAAGAAGAAGCAGCAGGAGGAGCAAGACACCUUGAUGGACGAUUACAGCGCGGUUGGCGAGAAGCCAGACACGAUUGGAUCGACCAGCACACGCACUCCCUUCCAGAGCACACUCGAGAGCUACCACGCGCCAACACAUGUCAACACGGCAUCGAAUUUCUAA